AUGAUUGACUCAACGAUGAGCGGCGCUCCGGUCGCCGAAGAUAAUAUCAUCAACCGGCGUGGUGGAGAAUCGAUUUAUCAGAGCUGUGUGAAUUUGAGACGGAGACUGUCCGAAGUCCCCAACUUUGAGCCGUAUCUGCAAGAGAUGGAUGAAGAUGAUGCUCUUAGGGGAAACACGGAUCCCGUGGCCUCCUUGUGGAACUGCCUUCGGAAUGGAUACCCUUUGUUGAGUAUCUACAAUGCAUCGGGCCCUGAUGACAUAUUGGAAAUUGAUCCCAGCAAGGUGACGGAGGCAAAGCGUCCCAAAGCGGCGACCUUCAAGUUCUUGCAGGCCUGCCUGCAGGACUUGGCGUUCCCGCAACAAGAUUGCUUCCUGAUCACAGAUCUUUACGGCGAGAGUACGACUGGAUUUAUUAAAGUGAUCAAGAUGGUUAACCGCGUGGUUGACAUCCUUGAGAUGCAGGGCCAAUUGAAGCAAACCGAAGUUACAGAGACGCCCACUGGAGCCAAAGCUCACGUGAAACUCACCAAGCGAGAGCACAUCCUCAAGGAGCUUCUGGAGACGGAGCGUGACUAUGUUCAUCACCUACAGAAUCUUCAGGCACUGAAAAAGGAACUGGAGGAGACAGGUGCUUUGACAGGCGACGCUAGUCAUCAGAUUUUCCUCAACUUAAACAACCUGCUUGAUUUUGCGCAACGAUUUUUGAUUCGCAUGGAACAGCAUUAUGCCUUGCCGGAAGAAUUGCAGAACUGGGGUCAGCUCUUCUUCUCGCACGAAGAUGCCUUCAGGCAAUAUGAACCAUUUAUCGCAAACCAGAUGCGAUGUGACCAAGUUUGUAUGCAAGAAUGGGAUAAGAUUCAUAGUGCGCCUCGCCAUUUGGACCUGCAACAAAUGGUCGCGCAGCCGAAAACAUUGAACGGCUUCUUCGUGAAACCUUUCCAACGCUUGACUCGAUACCCGCUUAUGCUCUCGGAGCUACGCAAGCAAUUAGAAGAUGCCCAGCUGCAGACAGAUAUCACACAUGCAAUUGACUGUAUCCAACAAGUGCUUGACUAUGCCAAUGAGGCUAUUCACAAAGAACACCUUGCUGCGGCAGUAGUCGAUCUUUCUGAGCGCGUGGAUGAUUGGAAGGCUCUGAAGAUGGAUACAUUUGGAACGCUUCUUCGGUUUGGCACGUUCCAGGUCGUGAAGGGCGAUAGCGGCAAAGAUAAUGAAAGAGAGUAUCACAUCUAUCUCUUCGAGCGAAUCCUGCUCUGCUGCAAAGACAUCAACCCCAACAAGCAAAAGACGAAGCUGAUGAUGCAGAAAGACAAGCCGUCUUUGAAUGCCAAGGGAAAAGCACGCCUCCAGUUGAAGGGCAGGAUUUACAUGGCCAAUGUCACUGACAUUGUCUGCCUUCAAAAGCCUGGGCUUUACCGAAUCCAGAUCUUCUGGAAAGGAGAUCCCGGCGUGGUCGACAAUUUUGUCAUUCGUUAUGCCAAUGAAGAUACCAUGCGUAAUUGGUACAAGGAUAUUGACACCCAACGGGCGAUCCAGGCGGAGCGACGCACUAUGCGCAACACUGGUACAUCUGACAGCGAAUUCACCUACAUGGAAGGCAUGGGCAACAUGCCAAACCCCUACCAACAAGAGUACGACACCGACGACCCCAGCAAAGACCAAUUCUAUUCCGAAUUCGCCAUGAGCCGGAAUGCAUCCAGCACCAGUCUCCGGACUCGGUCGGCAACUGGAGGCAGCACGAGCUCUGUGCCUCACCCCAAUGGCCGACCACGUUAUGCCGGCACCGACCCCACGCUUUCUGUGCAUACUCAAUUCUCUGGAAACGGCAGCAUGUCACCCGGCGAUCGCAACAUGAACUCCUACUUCUCCCCCACAGAGACACCAUCCACGCGGUCGAGUUCUCAGUCUGGAUUCUCCUUUGGUCGCCAGAACACAAACUCCACAUCUGCAUCUACAGCCUGGAAUGAGGAGUCCAACCGAUACACAGCACCAGCAUUGUCCCGUGUGGCAUCGCGAGAAGGGUCAACCUCAGGGGGAUACUUCCCACCUCAGGCUAACGGCCGAGGUGCUCAGCGUCCGUCUUUGCCUCCGCUCACGGGUCCCCAGGCCGCUCACACAGCCAACGGUAUGGCCCAACGCAUGCGAUCGGCCAGUAGCCCCGACAUCCAUCACCACAAUAACAACCCUCCCGAGGCUCGUCGUUACAUGGGCGUCCAUACCAUGCAAACGGUCGACAAUGUUCCAGUACCACCGAUCCCCGCUCACAUGGCCAACAUGAAAGCGCCUGUCAACCGUAGCCAGAACAGCUCGCCGACCAGUCAGCUUCCCCUCCGACCUCAGCCAUCACUCCACACCACGCACUUUAACGAGCCGGAGUACAACGAAACUCGCAACUCUGGACAGCUUUCAGAUCAUGCCACCUCGCCAUUGACCCAAGAGCCCGAGGGAGGAGACCAAUACAUGCCAACUCAACUCAAGGCAAAGGUCAACUUCGAAGACAACUACGUCACUCUAGUCAUUGCCACCAACAUCUUGUUCCGCUCCCUGACGGACCGCGUGGAUGCCAAGUUGGCGCGGUUCACCGAUCGAUCGAUUGGAAACAAGACCGUCCGCUUGCGUUACCGUGAUGAGGAUGGCGACUUUGUGACUAUUGACAGCGACGAAGCUGUGCAACUUGCAUUUAUGGAAUGGAAGGAGCAAAAUCGCGAUUCGCUCGCCAAGGGCUUGGUAGGAGAGAUCCAGCUCUACUGUCAAGUCGUGGACUGA
Molecule: messenger RNA, 2766 nt
Organism: Penicillium brevicompactum
Lineage: Eukaryota; Fungi; Ascomycota; Eurotiomycetes; Eurotiales; Aspergillaceae
Product: Rho family guanine nucleotide exchange factor CDC24
Exons: 4
Coding region: 1-2766 (921 amino acids)
Biological process (GO): septin ring organization; establishment of cell polarity
Cellular component (GO): cytoplasm; nucleus; division septum
Molecular function (GO): protein binding; guanyl-nucleotide exchange factor activity
Source: RefSeq, a predicted model, not a curated record